Molecule: messenger RNA, 1788 nt
Organism: Tigriopus californicus
Lineage: Eukaryota; Metazoa; Arthropoda; Copepoda; Harpacticoida; Harpacticidae
Product: glycogen-binding subunit 76A-like
Exons: 3
Coding region: 752-1672 (306 amino acids)
Biological process (GO): regulation of glycogen biosynthetic process
Cellular component (GO): protein phosphatase type 1 complex
Molecular function (GO): glycogen binding; protein phosphatase 1 binding
Source: RefSeq, a predicted model, not a curated record
CAUGCUGUAGAACAUUCGUCGUUGAUAGUUGUGCCUGCCUCUCCACAUUUUUCGAGUGUCUCGUUAAAAAAAAAUUAUAUUGUCUCGGAAAAAGAUCAACUCCCGAGGAAGUGAUUGGAGUUGUUCCCACGGAAAUACAUCUAGUGUUCCUAGGCCUCGCCAGAGGACAUAUAAAGGAUUGCUCGUUCCUUCUCAUAGUAAUAGUAGUAUAGUAUAGUAGCUUUCUGCCCAGAGACGGACCUCAAGAUCUCAUUUUUUUUUCAACUUCUCUGAAGGGCGGCCAGAGUGCAUUGGGGCAUGCCGGCUAAACAAUCACCCGAAAUUCUUAAGGUCAAAAUCGAGGAGCAGAUUCUCGGAUCAGUUGUGAAUGAGAGCCCGCGUAGACUGCAUCUUUUUGCAUUUCCCUCAUAUUGCACGGGGAUUCGGAACCUUUCAUAUGAGUGGCCUUCUUCAUUGAUUGCCCUCUCUCUGCCCCUCGAGUUUUGUUCCUUCUCGGCCUUGGCAGCCCUUGGUCUUGGCGGUAUCUUAAGGCCCACUCUCGGCGUAGAAAGGAAGCCGAUCUGUUCCAUUUGUUCUCUUCGUGCGUUUUCCUGCAAAGGACAGAUGAAAGUCACACGGAGUACUCCGACUGGAUCGCUACGAAAUGCAACUUUUUUGACGACCGUGGUUUUAUAUCAAAAAGUCUUUCAUCCAGAGGGAAGUGUGCCAAAACUGAAAAUACGAUAUAUCUCUAAUAGAGCAUUGGACCAUCAUGUGUGGAACUAAAAAACGUAAGACCUCGUCAAAGAUGGACAAGCCACCUUCCGCAGUCUCUCCCAACAAUGGCGUGGUUCUUCACAAAUCCUUGCCCGGUAAUGCAAACGGAAGCGCCGUAGAUGGGAAACUGCGGCAUGGGCCCGGACUUUCUCACGACACUGAAGACAUCGGAUCCUCUGGGAUCGGAAGCCUGGACAUAAGUGAUAGCGAGGACCGUGACAGUGACGAAUCCUCCUCGAGCAGUUCCAAGGAGAGUGUUAUCAUCAUGUCGGGUCGGGUCCGGGAUCGACAUCAUUCGUUUGGAGCGCUUUCCAGCCUUUCCAAGAUGAAAGGGAGCAAUGAUCUGAAAAAAGUCCGGUUUGCUGAUGCACUCGGACUGGACCUGGUCACCGUCAAAUUGUACGAUGCCAAAAUUGACGACCUCUUCAUCAAAUCUGGAAGUCCAGUGACGUCAAAUAUUAGCGGGCCCCGAAUCUUUGUCCGCACCCUCACCCCGUUAUUCCGCCAACCUGGCUCGGCACCCGACUUCCUUGAGCGACUUCAACACUACAAAGUGAGUCUGGAAAACGCAUACAUGGACACGGACAGCUUGUCGAUUCGCGGGAUUGUUCGUGUUCUCAACAUGGACUACCAUAAGGCCGUCUAUAUUCGUUGGACGAUGAACGACUGGCGGAAUAUGAUGGACUACCGAGCGUCCUACGUGAACGGGUCUCACGACCGUCUCUCCGACAAAUUCCAAUUCAAGCUCUACACCCCUUUGGAUGUAGGGCAGUCCCUGAUAUUUGCCGUUCGAUAUCAUUGUGUCGGUCAGCAGUUCUGGGAUAACAAUCAUGGCCAAAAUUACAAGAUCUUGUGUACGUCCACAGAGAAGACGGAGACCGAGGACGAUAACGGGAUUUGCAUGUCGUUUGGAUGACAUUUUAGACAACCAUAAGACCUCCUACCGCUGGGAUUGAUUAGCGUUCAUAGUUUCCUAUUCAUACCGAUCAUGCCCGUGUUCCAGAUAAAAUUAAACUAUUCUAUUUACACGUU